AUGUCAGUGCGGAACCCGCGGUUACCUCUUUUGCCUGGAUAUGGCACAAAUCCAUUAAUAGGAAAGAAGAGCUUCGGAGUGCGACCCGUUUUUACAUCUAUCGACAAAGUAAACAUGUUGGUCGAUAAAGCUGAAGGUGUGAACAGAGUACCUUCGCUGUACUGUCGUAAGCAAGCGCCAGAUCUACCCACAUGGAUAAUGUAUGAUAAAAAUAUACUACGUUUUCAAGCAUUUUUUCAACAAUCGCUUCACGAAAUGCGAUGCGGUUCUCAUAUUCUUCGCAAAGUGGAAAUAUUUUUCUUCCUAGAAGACGGCACUAUAAAGGUGAUGGAACCUAAGACUGAAAAUAGUGGCCUAUCUCAAGGUACGAUGAUAAGUCGACAACGUAUCCGCCUUCCUUUUAGUUACGAUAGUUAUUACGAUGUUCUUGACUUAAAUAUUGGCCGCGAAGUAACAUUUUUCGGAAAAGUUUUCAAGAUCGUAAACUGCGACAACUUUACGAGGGUAUUUCUGAAUCGUUUGGGCAUAAAUGUCCCUGAUCCUAUACCUUGGCCGGAUGCUAUUGAGAGAACACCGGCUACAGGGAAACCACCGAAGCAUAGACCAUUUCGCCAGUUCCUCGAUUUCGAUAGACAAGUUUUAAGAUUUCAUGGGUACUGGGAUGAUAGAGACUCCGAGUUUGGUUUUUUGCACCUGAUGGAAAUCCACUACUUUCUUGCGGAUGACACGAUCGAAAUCAAGGAAGUUCUCCCACCAAAUUCUGGAAUGGAGGCGGGGCCCAUGUUCCUGAAACGGAUGCGUAUUCCGAGAAAAAUACCUUCGCACGUGGAGAUGACUGGUGGCCCAAAAUGCUCAUCAUACAGUCCAGCCGACCUAAGCAUAGGGGCUGUUAUAAACGUGUAUGGACGAAAGGUUGUGUUAACAGACUGUGAUCCAUUUACAAAAGAAUAUUACAGAGUGACUUAUGGAUUUGAUUCCUUUACACCCCUUCCACUGCCUAAGGGGGAAGGUUCAGAAUGUGUGAGCACGAGUGUAGCAGAUCGUCAGUUACCACCGUGGAACGGGUAUGGAAGUUACGAGGAUUCAGCCGAAAAUUGUCGAACUGUCGAGCCGAAACCACCGCACAGGGAUUUUAUAAAAUUUUUGAAUAAGGAUCGCGUGGGUUUUGAUUCCCACGUCUUGCGCUUCGCUGCUCGCCUUAUAUCCGACAAUCCUGACGAUAAGCGACGUUACUUCAUCAUAAAAUAUUUCCUGUGUGACGAUACGAUUGGUAUCUUUGAGCUUGGCGAGCGAAAUUCUGGCUUUAAGGGAGGAAAGUUUUUCCGCCGCGACAAAAUGUACUUGCCAGACGUUAAUUUUUUCGUUCCCAAAGAGCCUCCGGCAUACACAGAUAAAGAUAUGUGGGUAGGCAACGAAUUGAUCAUCAAUAAGCACUGCUUCCGACUUAUAGCUGCUGAUGAAUAUGCCUUAAGGUAUUUGGAAGUACACGCAGACGAGUAUCCCAUGGCAAAUAUACCAUUAAUCAUGGACAAGAUACGACGAACACUAGCGUCUCAAGAUAACGGAUACAAGAGCUUCGUUGCGAAAUAUAUGGAUGCUGUGUCGCCGAGUAACAAAGAUCUAAUGUCUGUUAAGUGUUUUAAGCAAGCGCUUAAGGAAAUUAUGUGUGAGAAAAUGACCGAACAUGAAUUUAUCACUUUAAUCCGUCACUUCCGCGGUGAUGCCGGAAAAGAGAAGAGUCCUCGUCGUGAAAUGAUCAGAUCCUUAGUGUUUUCGGACCUAACACGGGGUCUAUGGGAUGACCGCGAUAAACUCCGGGAGGCGUUAUUACACGCUGAUUCUAACGGUUUAGGCGUCUUGCCUGUGCCCAAAUUGAGGCAGUUGCUAAGAGCCAAUCGACUACCGAUUAACAGCGAUCUCAUGGACUGCAUGUUGCAGAUAUUAAAUAAAGACGACAACUGUAACAUUGUCUAUGAAGAUCUUUUGCGAUUCCUGGAUUUCCAUACUCGUCCCGUUUAUAAUCUAUCUGAAGGUGACUAUCAGAAGGUUGUGAGACAUGCGCCGCCCCUUAAGGAUACAGAAUGUAAACUUUGGGCUGAAGCGGAAACUGUGGUUCAGGAAGGUUUUGUUAAUUGGAGCGCAUUUUUGUGCCAGUUGAACCUUGAACACCUUGUCAAGGAGCAGACUCAAUAA
Molecule: messenger RNA, 2193 nt
Organism: Leptosia nina
Lineage: Eukaryota; Metazoa; Arthropoda; Insecta; Lepidoptera; Pieridae
Source: the annotation of a GenBank genome assembly